Drosophila grimshawi is the source of this 1668-nucleotide messenger RNA. RefSeq names its product islet cell autoantigen 1 (gene ICA69). The transcript has 3 exons. Gene Ontology annotation, biological process: regulation of transport. Gene Ontology annotation, cellular component: Golgi apparatus. Gene Ontology annotation, molecular function: protein domain specific binding. NCBI's taxonomy places the organism in Eukaryota, Metazoa, Arthropoda, Insecta, Diptera, Drosophilidae. Bases 45 to 1310 code for a protein of 421 amino acids. The record is from RefSeq and is a predicted model, not a curated record.
CAGACAUUUUUUCAGCCUUCUGGGAAAUUUUGUGAAACGCAAAUAUGUUAAAGUCGGAGGUGCAACACCAAUACUGGAUAACCAAAAAGGUUGUGCAGCGCAAGCUGGGCAGCAAGGAGGACAAGCACAUCAUCUCCUCCGAUGCCGAACUAGAUGCCAAAAUCGAGGUAUUCAAAUCGAUAAGCGACACUAGCACGGAGCUCUGCAAAAUCAUUGACCAGUACCAGGAGCGUCUCUGCAUCCUGUCACAGGAGGAGUGCGUCUUCGGUCGCUUCCUCAAGGAGGCGGGCAAGCGCAGCAAGACAACGGGUGGCAGCAUCACAAACGCUGGCAAAGCCAUGUCCUUUGCAGGACAACAGAGGAUGUGCGUCCGUGUGCCGCUGCUGCGUCUCCAGCACGAGGUCGAUGUGUAUCGCUGUCGUGCCGUCAAGGAUACGGAGCUGACGCUGCAGACGAUGGAAAAGGAGCGUACCGAGUAUCGGGCGGCUCUGUCAUGGAUGAAGCACACGGCCAGCCAGGACAUGGAUCCAGAUACAGGCAAGGGACUCGAUAAAUUUCGCACCGCUCAGGCUCAUGUGCGCGCCGCCAAGCACAAUUUUGAUGGCUACUCCAUGGACUCCAUACAGAAGAUUGAUCUUCUGGCCGCUGCCCGUUGCAACAUGUAUUCCCAUGCGCUGGUCGCCUAUUUGGCGGAGCUGAAAACAUUUGCCCAAAAAGCCGCCUCCACAUUUCAGACAAUUUCCAAGGCGCUGAUUGUGAAACCUAAAUAUGAUUUUUGUGUGCUCAAGGAACUGUCCCAGAACGAAGGUGCGGACACCGUUGAAACUCAUGAGUCAGCGCCUAUUGAGGCUGUCGACAAGGACCAAUCGCUGUUCUUUGCGGAUGCGUAUGAGGAUAAGCCGCAGUCCAAGUCUGAGGUGCAGCCACCAGCUGAAGAAUCGUCCACGGAUGCAAUUGAUAACUGUGGCGACAAUGAGGCGCUGCUUAUUGAACUCUCCAAGCAUAUGGAGGAGGACAGUCCGCUGAUUGAGGCGCCGCUGCUCGACUGCAGCAGUGGGAAUAACAAAUUCUGGUCACGCAUGUUCAGCCAGCAACAGCAACAGUCGCCCAUUCCAAGCACUCUUCCGCCCGCUGCAGGUGCUCUUGCUGCUGCUCCAAUCCAGACCAACAAUAAACAGAGCCAGGCGAGCAGCAGCAGUUCAAACAACAAUCCCUGGUUGGAGCUGUUUGCCGAUCUGGAUCCGCUAGCCAAUCCACAGGCUUUCGAUCUGAAACUGAGCGGCGGACGACGCGUUGCGGAGCAAACAUAAAACUGGACAUUUGUCGUCGUGGGCAGACUACGAGGUUUCCAGCAAAACAACCACAACAAGAAACAACAACAAACGAAAGGAGUAAAUGUCUAUCGCUAGUAUUAAAUAGUUUAUAAAAUUCCCUUUCCACCAUCGAUCGCUGAGGCGUUUUUCACGAUGUCGAUUGGCUUUAGCUUUUUCACUAGUAAUCAGUUUGUCAAUAAAAAUCCAUCUUUUGUGUGUUUCAAAUGUUUUGCAAUCGGCGCCUAAACAAAACAAAACUAUCGAUAAAUGCAUAUAAAAUCGAUUGGCAUGUAACUUUUCGCUAAACGUUCAAAACUUUUUAUAGUUUAUUUAUUUAAAUAAAAUGUAUAUUGGA